AUGGCCGUCGGUCAGUCGGUAUCGAACCGCCGCGCCGUGCGGAGCUCCUACGCUGACUCGCGUAGGCACCGUUCUGCUCCGUAGUGGACGGCCGCUCUGGAUAUCCGCGCGCGCCGCGACGUUCGCGACUCACCGAUGGCUUCCCGGCCUCCGCGCGCAAUCCUCGAGUAUCCCGCCGUCGCCAGUCCGUUCGAGCUCGUGGGACGCGUUAAUCGGUCGGUCGCGAGGGCCGCCCGGUAACUUCUGAGCAGUAGCGAUUAGUAAAAGAGCAGCGCCGAGGGGAGACAGCGGUGAGUUAGUGGGAAUCGCGCCGGUGAAAAUUCGCAAACUGAGCGGUGAGAUUCGCGUAAACAUGGACGCUGGAGCUGGACAGGGUAAAAAGCAGAUCCGCGUGGGGUUUUACGACAUCGAGGGCACCAUCGGCAAGGGCAACUUCGCCGUCGUCAAGCUGGCCAGACAUCGGAUCACAAAGACGGAGGUGGCCAUCAAGAUAAUCGACAAGACCCAGCUGGAUCCUACCAAUCUGGAGAAGGUUUACAGAGAAGUGGAGAUUAUGAAGCAGUUGGAGCAUCCUCAUAUCGUGAAAUUAUAUCAAGUCAUGGAAACGAAGAACAUGAUCUACAUGGUGUGCGAAUACGCGAGCAAGGGCGAAAUAUUCGACUACAUAGCGCGCUACGGGAGAAUGGGAGAGCCCAGAGCACGCGCGACGUUCGCGCAGAUACUCUCCGCGGUCGAAUACUGCCAUGUGACGGGUGUGGCGCACCGCGAUCUAAAAGCGGAGAAUUUGCUUCUGGACGCGCAGAUGAACGUGAAGAUCGCCGACUUCGGCUUCAGCAACAGAUUCGCACCGGGUGAGCGGCUGAGCACGUGGUGCGGCAGUCCACCCUACGCCGCCCCGGAGGUUUUCCGCGGCAAGCAUUACGCCGGGCCGGAGAUCGAUGUGUGGAGUCUGGGCGUUGUGUUGUACGUGUUGGUAUGCGGAGCACUGCCCUUCGAUGGAUCAACUCUUCAGUCAUUAAGAGAUCGCGUACUAAGCGGCAGAUUUAGAAUUCCUUACUUCAUGAGCACAGAUUGCGAGAGCCUAAUACGCAAGAUGUUAGUGUUGGAGCCUUCCAAGCGAUACACCAUUCCACAAAUUAAGCGGCACCGUUGGAUGGCGGGUACAGCGGACAGUAUAUGUUCGGUGAUCGUAACGAGGCCGUCGUCGUCUAUUCAGGAACCGAACGAGCAAAUACUUCGACUCAUGCACAGUUUAGGAAUAGACAUCACUCGCACCAGGGAGUCCUUACGAAACAGCAGCUAUGAUCAUCACGCGGCUAUUUAUUUCUUACUGUUGGAAAGAUUGAAGCAACAUCGCGUCAGCAGCACCAUUAAUAACACAUGCUGGUCCACUGUUGCGAGAACGAAAGAAGAUAAAUUUAAAUCAAGAGCAAGAGAAGAUACUGGUAGAGGGGGUAAGAGAUUCAGCUCGACGAGCUCCUCAACCGAUGAAGGUUGUUGCAGCGCGGAGGGUGAUUUGGAGGAGGGGCCGAGCGGCGACGAGUUGCGCGAGGCGCAGAUCAAACUCGAGGAACACCGAUUAGGCCUAGAUCACGAUAUCAGUCAACGAAUUGACAGCCAGAUAGUCAAUCGACGAUUAAGCGAUUACCAGCAUCAUUUUGAUAACCCGCUUAUGGAUCCUAUUGAUCCUCCCAGUCGGACGACGCUGUUCAUGGCGGGCGGCAGCGGUAGCUCGUCCUCGGAACUCUUCGAGUCCAGCUUCGAUUCUGGCUGCCCGCCAGAUUACACGGGGACUAAUUGCUUUACGAGCAGCCUACCGUCCUGCACUCCACCGCCACCUAAAAGUCCAUCCCCCAUCACUGGCAGGAUAUCUCGAAUCUCUCAAGGACGAAGAGCAUCCGACGGUGGGCCCAGAUUACUGUUCUGCCAGCAAGGCAGCGGAGACAGGCCAUCCAAACAGAGGAGUAUUCAAGAUUCGGGGAAGGCACGAGGUCACCUGGACCUAGUCCACCUUAGACCACCGUCCACGCCGCCCGACAAUCAGCAGCAAUUCAAGAUGCGUGGCGACUCGGGAACGCAGCUGCAGCUUCUGGUGCAGCAACGCAUGCUGCAGCAAAAACGCAAUCUGUAUCAUCGGCACCGAGGCGGCGGCAGUCCAACGCCGAUCCCGGUCUCUACCAGCGGCACCAGCAGACGCGCCGAUCACGUGCCGAGGCAAGACAGCUACAAGCUGGCCCAGCGAACGCAGAUUUUGCCGCCUCUCUCUCAGGGUCACGUCGACCGAGACUUCGACAGAGACAGGAAGCGGGACGAGGAGAGGUGGAAGAGUCUACCGUCCCGAUUGGCAGCGGACUGCCAGUUAGCGGAGAGAUCGCUAAUAUGGAGCCAGCAGGUGGGCCUUAGUGGAGGCGCGUCUUACUUACCACCGGGCAGUGUAGGUGGUUUCUUGUGGCCCACCAGCAGCAAUCCACAUUCAACCAUCUUCGAGAAUGUAGGGGAUCCCAUGGAAUAAACUUCUGCCCUAUAUUGUUAGUAAUUAUCUUGAGAUCUUGCGUAUGAAAAGCCAGGCUAAGCUGUUACAUCGACUCUCUGUCUAUCUCUCUCUUUCUCUGUUCAUCUCUCUCCCUCCCUCUCUCUCUCUCUCUCUCUCUCUCUCUCUCUCUCUCUCUCUCUCUUUCUUUUUCAGCAAUAUUCCCUCUCCAAUCUUUCCACGUUGACUUUUAAUUAUUAAAAUAGUUGCAUAUCAUUUUAUUUCGAAUACGUUAAGAAACUAUGUCACAUACGAAGAAUUUAGUAUAACAUAUUCACUCGUCUGUAAUAAUUAUCUACUUUACAUACUCAAGAUCUCUGAUUAGAUGUAUGGUACAUGUUACUGAAUGCCAAAGAUUUACACUUUUGUAUUUUUACCCAUUUGAGGCACUGACGGAGAAUUCGGCGUUGAAAUAUAACGAAAACUUAUAGGCGAUGUUUCAUACAAAUCGUUUAAACACUAAAAGUUUUAAGUGCUAAAAUGCUGCUUCAUCCAGUUACACCACUUAUCGCUAUAAUGUAUUCUAUGCCCGUGUAAAAAAUCAUGCCCGUAUGUAUUCCGUAUCUUGAAAGAAAGGAAGUCAAUAUCCAUUUUCUCGAUUUGCGCAAUGCAAAUGGGGCACAAGAGGAUUCAUCCAGAGGAAUCUUUGCCGUACAGUAACAUAUGUACCUGCCUUAUUAAAAUGACUGAUUCUACCAGUCAAAUAUCCAAUUAUAUCAUAGACUGAUAAUUAACAAGACGAAACACCAAAUUUGGUUGGAGAGCAAGUGGCAUAUGACUUGCUUUACGGCAUCCGCUAUUAAGAACAUCACAGCGAGAGAACCGUGAAGUUUUGGAGUAUCCUUAAGUGAAGUUUUUGAUUGACGAGUACGGACUUAGAUAUAAAAUGCUUCGAGGAUUCAUUCAUUUUCGUGACUGUGUGCUCAUGCGUACAUAAAAACGAGAAUGAUAGAAUGCGAUCCGACACGACUUAAGAAAAUAUUACGUACUGCCAAUGAAUGAGGAAGAAACGAAUGCUCAAGUCGUUGAUGAGAUAUAAAUACGUGAUGUAGAGUAAGGAAGUAGAAACGAAAUAUCAAGGAGACACGCAAAGAAUAAGAACGUGACUGAGAUAGAGUUAAAAUUCUUUCUGUAGGGAACCACAAGUUCUAUGCCACUUCCGCUUUUCCGUUUAUUUGAUCCGAAGAGUGGAAACACGACGCGAGAGUUUCGAGGGAUUUUCAGUUUUCUUGAUAAGCGUUCCAGUAAUACUGUACAAAAUUAGUGAUGUUUUCCUCUCUUCCACUCUUCACGAUGGUGACCAUAGAUAAUAGGAAAUAAUAACGGAAAACAAUAAUAUUAGCGGUAAAUAGUAGCUAAUGUGUAAGAGACGACGAGAAGUGCUGCAUUCUGUAAAGAUGUUUGAAUAAAUUAUUUAUGUGAUCACACGAAUUUCCUAUAGAAGAGCAUAAGUUGAACAGCAUUUUGUAUAUGUUAUCUCUUUCUAGAAAUAUUUAUAGUCGCAUUAAGUAGUUGCACUACUUUUAUACAAGUGUCUUUCAUGAAUAUUCGCUGAUACUCUAAAUAUGAUUUCUUCUAAACAGGAUGUUCUUCUAUUUCUAUGGCUCUGUUUUAUGAGCUUCUUGCAUGAUUAUAAUUAUUAGGAAACGUUAAAAGAGAAACAAUAAUGAUUACGAAACCGUUUGUACGUUUGAUAUGAAUACAGCACUUUUAAAAAGAAAAAAAAACUAUAUAUAUAUAUAUAUAUACAUAUAUAUAUAUAUUAUUAGAACCUAGUAAUUUAGUCAGUAGUAAGCAAUACCGGCCGCGCACAACUGACAACGACUUUACUAUUCAAAUUUUUCGCCAUUUUUUACCCGACAGGAAACAAUCAAACUUCGCUCAAAAAUCUUUUGAUAAGUAAAACAUAACUGUUAAGUUAGCCUAAUCGCAAACAAGAUCUAUCAUUCGCAAAACGAACAUCGACGCAGGAUAUCCCAUGAAUCUCAGGAAUUGAAAAUCAAUUUUGGCAUUAUUGCGAGUUAUUAUCUCACAUAUAUUUGUCUUUUCUGGACUGAAAGAGCUUCGAACUGUGUGAAAUAAUGAUCAGUACAACGUUGUUUUAGUGAGCAAUAAAUGAUUAAUUUCACCUGUCCAUCGAAACAUUACACAUGUUCGACUCACACGACUCUUGCGAGAAAUUUUGCGACGAUUACAUGUGAUACAUAGCUAUUAUUUCAUGAAACGUAAUCUGUUUAAGGGCUACGGCCACUUUUGCAGAAGUAAUUAUUUGCUAUCAAGCAAUGACUGCCACAUACGGACUAUUCGUCGUAUAAAAUCUAAUAACCCGACUGAGAUGGUCACUUAUAUGUGCAUAUAACAUAAACUAACUAAUUCUGUUCUCACGCUCUUAGCAAAGUGCGCAUAUAAUAUCACU
Messenger RNA from Dinoponera quadriceps, 4946 nucleotides. Its product is annotated as MAP/microtubule affinity-regulating kinase 3-like. Gene Ontology annotation, biological process: intracellular signal transduction; protein phosphorylation; microtubule cytoskeleton organization. The transcript is spliced from 10 exons. NCBI's taxonomy places the organism in Eukaryota, Metazoa, Arthropoda, Insecta, Hymenoptera, Formicidae. Gene Ontology annotation, molecular function: ATP binding; tau-protein kinase activity; protein serine/threonine kinase activity. The record is from RefSeq and is a predicted model, not a curated record. The coding region runs from base 353 to 2512 and encodes 719 amino acids. Gene Ontology annotation, cellular component: cytoplasm.